AUGAAAUUAGCUCGGUUAGAAAAAUGUUAUAGAGCACAUGUACAGCGGCUGCACGCGACGGACUUUUUUGGGGACGCGUGCACGUAUCUCCGCGAGUCGGCCUCCGUUUCCUGCUGUUUUUAUUCGCUCACGCACAGCCCGAAAUUGUAUGAUAGCAGUACCGAGACAUUAUGGCAGGCUGGUGUAUAUUGGUACUCAUGCCGUGGACUGCCUAUCUAUCCUAUUUGA
Laccaria bicolor S238N-H82 is the source of this 228-nucleotide messenger RNA. RefSeq lists its product as uncharacterized. The transcript has a single exon. NCBI's taxonomy places the organism in Eukaryota, Fungi, Basidiomycota, Agaricomycetes, Agaricales, Hydnangiaceae. The coding region runs from base 1 to 228 and encodes 75 amino acids. The record is from RefSeq and is a predicted model, not a curated record.